Messenger RNA from Tupaia belangeri chinensis (Chinese tree shrew), 1787 nucleotides. RefSeq names its product zinc finger protein 461 (gene ZNF461). Gene Ontology annotation, biological process: regulation of transcription by RNA polymerase II. Lineage: Eukaryota; Metazoa; Chordata; Mammalia; Scandentia; Tupaiidae. The record is from RefSeq and is a predicted model, not a curated record. Gene Ontology annotation, molecular function: RNA polymerase II cis-regulatory region sequence-specific DNA binding; DNA-binding transcription factor activity, RNA polymerase II-specific.
ACUACGUUUCCCAGAGGACCCCGCUGCCCAGGGCUACUUCCGGCCGGGGCCGAGCUAGAAGGGUCUGGAGGCGGAGGCUCAGGGGGUGGAAGCGUGGAUGGGAGGGCUCGGGGUGGGGUACGCUGCCUCUCCUGGAAUCCGAAUCAGAACUUGGACAAGAGCCCUUCCCGAGGAUGCUCACGGAGUUGGUGGUAUUCAGAGAUGUGGCUAUAGAUGUUUCUCAGGAGGAAUGGGAAUGCCUGAAUCCUGCGCAGAGGAAUUUGUACAAAGAUGUGAUGUUGGAGAACUAUAGCAACUUGGUUUCACUUGGACUUUCUAUUUCUAAGCCAGCUGUGAUCGCCUCCUUGGAGCAAAAAAAACCCUGGAUGGUUGUGAGGGAAGUCACAGGAAGCUGGUGCCCAGACUUGGGAUCCAGAGAUGAGCCCAAGAAGUUAUCUCCAAAAAGGGACACUUAUGAAACAGAGUCAUCCCAAUGGGUUAUCAUGAAACAAUUUAAGAGCCAUAGUCCUGAGAGAUCUAUUUUCAGAGAUAUUUGGGAAUGCAAAUGUCAUUUUGGGCAACAACAGGGAAAACAGAAGAGCUAUUUUAGGCAGUUUAUGAUCAGUCAUGAAAACAUACCCAUUUUUAGUCAACAUACUUUACUCACUCAAGAAUUUUAUAAUAGAGAGAAAAUCUCUGGUUAUAAAAAGGGUAGAGAAAACUUUAACUGUCACUUAUUCUUUAAUGACUACAAAAGAAGUCAUUGUAAAGAAGAAUGUAAGGAAUGCACAGAAUUUAAUACAUCAUUUCUUAUUAAACAACAAAGAAUUAAAAAUGGCGAUAAAUGCAUGGAAUAUUGGAAGGCCUUUAUUCAUUGUCCGCAACUUAAUCAACAUCUGAGGAGCCAUACUGGUGAAAAACGCUAUGAAUGUAAAGAAUGUGGGAAGGCCUUCAAUUAUGGCUCAGAACUUACUCUACAUCAAAGAAUUCACACUGGUGAGAAACCCUAUGAAUGUAAAGAAUGUGGCAAAGCCUUUAGACAGCGGUCACAACUUACUCAACAUCAGAGGCUUCAUACUGGUGAAAAGCCUUACGAGUGUAAGCAAUGUGGGAAAGCGUUUAUUCGUGGCUUUCAACUUACUGAACAUCUGCGGCUUCACACAGGUGAGAAACCCUAUGACUGUAAGGAAUGUGGAAAGACUUUUAGGCAUCGCUCACACCUCACCAUACAUCAGAGAAUUCAUACUGGUGAGAAACCCUAUGAAUGUAGGGAAUGUGGAAAGGCCUUUAGCUAUCACUCAAGCUUCUCUCACCAUCAGAAAAUUCAUUCUGGCAAGAAACCUUAUGAAUGUAGUGAAUGUGGAAAGGCGUUUUGUGAUGGCUUACAACUUACCCUACACCGUAGGAUUCAUACUGGUGAGAAACCUUAUGAAUGUAAGGAAUGUGGGAAGACUUUUCGGCAGUGUUCACACCUUAAAAGACAUCAGAGAAUUCAUACUGGUGAGAAACCUCAUGAAUGUAUGAUAUGUGGAAAGGUCUUUAGACUUCAUUCACACCUUACUCAACAUCAGAGAAUUCAUACUGGUGAGAAACCCUAUGAAUGUAAGGAAUGUGGGAAAGCCUUUAGCUAUCAUUCAAGCUUUUCACAUCAUCAGAGAAUUCAUUCUGGAAAUAAACCUUAUGAAUGUGGGAAGGACUUUACUCAUGACUUACAAUUUAAUCUACAUCAGACACUUCAUUCUGGUGAGAAACCAGUAAGGUUUCCUUUCUUCUCUUCCCAUCCUAGUCUAGCAUUAUAAAUUUUUUUU